UCAACCAUCAGCUAGAUUGAGUAGAUUCUACUCAUUUCACCAUGCAAAGCUCAUGCAAAUCAUACGUCUGCCUCUUCUCAGUUUUUGUCUUCCUGAAUUACCUAAUAACCGUAACCGCUAAGCCCGCCUCCUCUCCUUAUUCCGGCACGGAUAAUGUCGUGCUUAACUGCGGCUCCUCUGCUAUCUCAACUGACCCUGAUGGCAAGGAGUGGACCGGAGAUGUUGGCUCAAAAUUCAUUUCCUCACAGCCUAAUGAAACCUCCAUAGUCUCAAAUUCCACUUCCCAAUCCAAAUCCGGCAAUCAUGUCCCUUACACUACGGCUCGGAUCUUUGUUUCUCAGUUCACCUACACGUUUCGUGUUAGUCCGGGCCAAAAGUUUAUACGCUUCUACUUCUAUCCAGCUGCAUACCAUGGUUUUGACAGGUUUAAAGCGUAUUUCACUGUUACUGCCGGUCCUUUCACUCUCCUAAGCAACUUUAAUGCUUCCCUUGCUGCUCAUUCUUUGGGCUCAGACAUUUUUGUCAAAGAAUUCUGCGUAAACGUAGAAGAGGGUCAGAGACUGAACAUAACCUUCACUCCGUCUACAAAUACUUCCAUUGAUGGCGCGUAUGCAUUUAUAAAUGGGAUUGAGAUCGUCUCAAUGACCACCAGCCUCUGUGACAGUCAUAUUGGAGAUAAACGUGUACCACUUGCCGGCCAAAACUCCCAGUUCCUUAUCAAAAACUACAGUACCGCUCUAAAACACAACAAGUACUCAAAACGCACGAAAUCGCUCUUGUUCCUCGCCAUUUUUCGGGCUUCCCUAGGUGUCGUAACUGUUUUUCUUCUCUUGGGCUUAACAAUUUUCAUGCAGAGGAAGAGAGCAAGGCCCCACAAGAACCAAACAUCAGUAGCUCUUGAAGGAUUGUGCCGUCGCUUUACUCUGGCAGAGAUUCGUACUGCCACAAAUAACUUUGACAGGAAUCUUAUCAUUGGAAGAGGCGGCUGUGGUUACGUGUUUAAAGGUCACAUCGAUGAUGAACUCAAACCGGUAGCCAUCAAGCUCUUUGGGCCAACCUCGAAACAAGGGUUCCGCGAGUUUCGAACGGAGAUCGAAAUGCUAUCAAAGCUCCGUCACCCCAACCUGGUCCCUUUGAUCGGUUACUGCAACGAUGAGCCGCACAUGAUCAUUGUGUAUGACUUCAUGGCCAACAAAACGCUUCGUGAUCAUCUUUACAACACGGAUAAUCCUCCGUUGUCAUGGAAGCAGAGGCUGGAGAUUUGUAUUGGUGCUGCUCGAGGACUAUUGUACCUCCAUGAAGGUGCUGAACACCCGAUCAUACACCGCGACGUCAAUACCAGCAACAUUCUGCUCGACGAGAAUUGGGUGACGAAGGUUUCGGACUUUGGGAUGUCUAGACUGGGCCCUACAAGCCUGUCAAAGAGCCACGUCACCACGGAUGUGAAGGGCACCUUCGGGUAUAUGGACCCGGAGUAUUUCUUGACCACUCAUCUAACGAUGAAAUCCGACGUGUUUGGGUUUGGGGUGGUGUUGUUUGAGGUGUUGUGUGGAAGACCAGCGGUGGAUACGGGUCUAGAUGAUGAGCAACAAAGUUUGGCCCUAUGGGCGCAACAGUGUUUUGAAGAUCGUACACUUGAUCGGAUCAUUGAUCCCCGUCUGAUCGGUAAAAUUGCACCGCAGAGCUUAAAGGUUUACGCGAUGAUUGCGUAUAAAUGUUUAUACGAUUUUAGAGAUCGACGGCCCAAAAUGGCUAAAGUGUUGAGGGCCCUUGAGCUUGCCAUGGAGUUGCAGGAGAUUGCUGAUGGUGGGGCCCAUACGGUGGUGAUCGACAAGGAAGUUCCAUCGCGUGGGAAAGGGAAUCCGGUGGUGUCAAGACCAGCGAACAAUGGUGAUCUGGUGCAUUCGUGUCCAACGCUUUGGAAGAGCAGUAUAUCCCGAAAGGAACUUGUAAGGUUUUUCAGUGACAAGGCAUUUAAAUGGGUUAAAUCACCAAAGCCUCGCUGUCUAAAGGCAUAUUGUUGUGGGGCUCCCGAGUAUGAUGGCUUGCCACGUGUCCAGGUGCAAAAGCCUAAUUUAAGAUGCGGCGGACCAUAUACGACACCGGGGAAGAUUUUAAUUGAGAUUACGAACGUCAAAGCCCAAUAAUUGUACAUAAAUGUCGGUCGCUGAUUCACUUUCUUUUUUCUUUUCUUUUCUUUUUUUUUUCUUUUUUUUUUUUUUUUUUUAAUUUAUUUUUUAUGCUAAGUAGUGGAGCAUAUUAAAAAGAGUAAUGCUACACAUCAUCUGUUUGUCAUUUUUUUGUCCCCCAAAAUUGAUGUGGCUCUUAAAAUCAUCAUUGAAUUUUUGAUAUGUGACUAUUGAAUUUGAUCCAAUGGUGAUUUUAAGAGUCACAUCAAUUUUGAGAGGACAAAAGGAAGACAAGGAGAUGAUUUGUAGCAUUACUCAAUUAAAAAUGCAUAGAAAUGCUAUACAUAAGACUUUCUUCCGUUUCUCUUCCGUCUUUUUCCUUACGUGUCAUUUUUUUUCCUUUUUUUUUUUUUUAAAAAAAAAAAUAAAUAAAUAAAAAAGGUUGAAAACGCGGGUGCUCGACAUUUCAAAUUCAUUUCCAAAAUUUCCCCCCAUUUCCCAAAUCUUCCCCUCUCCACCGUCCCUCCCCCAUCGACCGACUGUCGCCCAACAACCGGCCCACCGACCGACACCGUCCCUCGCCUAGCUCUCUCUCUCUCUCUCAGACCCAGCAGACCGACCGUCGAUCUCUUGCCGCUCUCUCUCUUGUUUCUCUCUCAGCUUCCUUUCUCUCUCGUUGCAAACCCAUCGAGCGCCACCCAUCGGAGCACCGCCCACCGUAGUUCCACCGCCGACCAGGAGCACCGACCACUGUAUUCUCUCUCUACGGCAUCUCUCUCUCUCUCUCUUCACGGUUAUUAAUGAUAAAUUUGGCAUUGUUGAGGGUCUAAUUACCACUGUUCACUCCAUCACUGCUACUCAGAAAACUGUUGAUGGGCCAUCUAGCAAGGACCGGAGAGGUGGAAGAGCUGCUUCAUUCAACAUCAUUCCUAGCAGGUACAGGAGCUGCUAAGGUGACGAGCUUCUUCAUUCUGUGUUUAACUUGUAGUUGGACACUCAUUCAAUUUGUAUUUGUACAGCUUCGACGAUCUGUCAUCUGGGUUGUGAUAACUAAAGCACUAAUUCCAAAUUUUUUAUGUGAAGGCUGUUGGUAAAGCGUAUCAAAAACUGAAUACCCAAUUUAUUUGAUUGCUACUGAAAUUUUUAGACACAAAGGCUGUUGGUAACAAUUCAACCAAGCUUAGGUACAUGUUUUUGAUUGCUACUGAAAUUCCUGCGUGUUUACAAAUGAUUGUCCUAGGAUAGAAAAACUAGAGUGGAGUAGCUCAAGCAGUCAGGCUAAACUUCUGGGUACCAUAGUAUCAAUCACAGGAGCAUCUGUUGUGACAUUAUACAAGGGCCCACCAAUCAUCAUUACACCCUCUUCUAGUCAACUUCUUCUGUCACCACAAUCAAGCUGGAUCCUUGGAGGCAUUUUGCUCACAGCUGAUGCUUUUUCCUACUCUGCGUGGUAAAUAGUGCAGGCAUCAAUCCUUAAAAUCCACCCAGCAGUGGUUGUCAUAUUAUUUCACAUGUUCUUUUACUACACCAUUUCGUCUGCAGUAUUCACUCUGAUUAUUGUCAGAGACCCAGAUGCUUGGAGUUUAAGGCUUGACAUGGGUUUGGUUGCUAUAUUAUACACAGUAAGCAGAUAGCAAACCUUAUCUCUUGAAGAGGACAAGAGGAUAGCUAAUAGCACACAUACCCGUUCUGCUUCAUAUUAAGUAAGCGGCACCACCACAGAGACAAGGGAUAGAGGUUGAAUUGCAAUGUUGGCUUGCUCACUGGUUUUUUCAUUGAUAUGAUCUGUCAUUCUUUUAUGAAAUGAAGUGGAGAUUUUUGCUUUACCCUUGUGCAUUUUUUUUUUCCUGUAUAGAUAUCAUUAUGCGCUUACUUAUUUUCUCGAGUAAAAGCAUUUUUUUUUUUUCAUGUUAUCUUGAGCUAUAUUGAAAUUUUAGUUCUUGGUUCUUAAUUCUGAAUUUGGAGAGAGAGAGAGAGAGAGAGAGAGAGAGAGGAUUUGCAAAGUCUUGGUAUCUUCAUACGAAACAAACUUGUUUAGCUAACAAUUCUGUUAUUGCCUUGAAAUUUCAUUUAGUUGCCCUUUGGGAGGAUAUUUUUUCGGGAGGUUUCUGUUGUCUCCGGUUAUGGUUGUAUCCAAAUCUACUUUACUGAUUUGCAAGUUCUUGUUUGGUUUGAUCAUGGUAUCCAUGUAACCAUAACUUCUUUUUUCUUAUUCAGGGUGAUGGAAGUUCAGAGAAAGAAGUGGAAGAGAAGGAAGUGGAAGUAGCAUCUUAUGGAAUAAUGUUUUUGGUGAAUUUUGUAAGCAGGGCAAGGUGAGCAUGCAGACAUUUAUGUGCACCACGACAGAGUUGAAGUGCAGGGAACAUGCAGAAGCAAAGCACCCCAAAUCUGUUGUUACUGCUUGUUUUCUAUGUACAUCUAAUUCAUGCACUGCCUUAAGUGUGCAAUAUUGAACGGUGUGGGUAAAAUAGCCAGUUCAGGAGAAGUGGCUUUUCUUGAUUCCAUUCUCUACUUGUCUAAUCUUAUUGCCUCUAGCUAGUAGAUUGAGUUGCUGAUUUUUUAUUUUUUUAAUCUCAUUUAGGGUUAGCCACUGGAAUUCUCUCUUGUAAACUACCUAAGCAGAUGUUCUUUUGCUUACUUUGUUCUCAUCAUAAAGGGGUUUGUGUCAUUUGUAGCCACAACUGUUUCUCUACAUUACAUUUAAAUAAUAAGAUUAUUUCAUUUCCAGCCA
Alnus glutinosa is the source of this 4860-nucleotide messenger RNA. Its product is annotated as receptor-like protein kinase FERONIA. Gene Ontology annotation, biological process: protein autophosphorylation. Gene Ontology annotation, cellular component: plasmodesma; plasma membrane. Gene Ontology annotation, molecular function: ATP binding; transmembrane receptor protein tyrosine kinase activity. NCBI's taxonomy places the organism in Eukaryota, Viridiplantae, Streptophyta, Magnoliopsida, Fagales, Betulaceae. Bases 42 to 2147 code for a protein of 701 amino acids. The transcript has 4 exons. The record is from RefSeq and is a predicted model, not a curated record.